Messenger RNA from Hemibagrus wyckioides, 5257 nucleotides. It is a transcript of the gene elfn1b, whose product is annotated as extracellular leucine-rich repeat and fibronectin type III domain containing 1b. The coding region runs from base 706 to 3138 and encodes 810 amino acids. The transcript is spliced from 2 exons. NCBI's taxonomy places the organism in Eukaryota, Metazoa, Chordata, Actinopteri, Siluriformes, Bagridae. Gene Ontology annotation, cellular component: plasma membrane. Gene Ontology annotation, molecular function: protein binding. The record is from RefSeq and is a predicted model, not a curated record.
GCAUGCUCUCUCUCUCUCUCUCUCUCUCUCUCUCUCUCUCUCUCCGACAUAGAGCAGUAUUAACGCAGGGAGGGAGGUGGAGGAAAAAAUACCAAAAAAACCCACCCCAAACCCGGGUGAAGUGUCGCGCGCGUGCCAGUGUGCGGGGAAGCGGCGCGUGGUGCGGGGGUGCGGGAGAUUUGUGGCUGCCGCAGUGGCGAGUCUAAAGACUAAAAAAAAUAACAAAAAAACAAAAAAACACGGGAUCGCAGUGCUGGACUUUUAAGUGCGCAAGAAUCCGUACGGAGGGUCUGCUCACGCUGCCACACACACACACACACACACGCUACGCAGUGUUGAGCAUGGAAACAUGUAGAGAACUUGCAGAAGCACAGCUGUGAAGGGUCCAAGAUGGUGGAAAUGGGGCAUGCACACCAGCAAUUGUUCACCAGCACAUUAGGGAGCAUGGCAGUGGUUCAAUCUGACCAGACAUUGUACAAAUCUGGGAUCAUAACAACGUCCUUUUCAUGAGUGAGAAGUCCACCGAGGUGUUCAGCUUCCACCAGCUCUGAUUUGAUUAUUCUUUUGAAGGGACAGUCCAGAUCGGCUCAUUUGCUAACAAGCAUUAAAGUGGAUGUUCCAGGUGGAGAAGGAUUGCAGAAGUAAAUAACUGUCUGCACGUUUUUUCUCCUCGAGGGUGAACCUGUGCUACCAACUGUAUGAGCCAUGAGGGAAACACACCUGACAAAUUCAGCUCGGUCAAGUGGAAAUGUUAGAGGUCUAGUGCCCAGUGCCUUACUCUGGUGGACCAUGGCUGUUUCCUUUUUUUCAUUUUCACACAUGCCAGUGGCCCAAGCUGAUUGUUGGCUAAUUGAAGGGGAGAAGGGGUUUGUGUGGCUUGCGAUCUGCAGCCAGAACCAGCCACCAUAUGAAGCAAUUCCACUACACAUCAACAGCACUAUUGUUGACCUACGGCUCAAUGAAAAUAAGAUUCGGAGCAUCCAUUUUUCUGCUCUGAGCCGCUUCAGUAACCUCACCUACCUGAACUUGACCAAGAACGAUAUCUCCUACAUAGAAGAUGGGGCUUUUUCUGCUCAGUUCAAUUUGCAAGUACUGCAGAUUGGUUUUAACAAGCUAAGGAACUUAACGGAGGGUAUGCUGCGAGGCUUGGGGCGUCUGCAGUACCUCUACCUUCAAGCUAACCUGAUUGAGACUGUCUCACCUAAUGCUUUCUGGGAGUGUCCUGCUAUUGAGAACAUCGACCUCUCCAUGAACAGGAUUCAACAGUUGGAUGGAAGUACGUUUCGUGGUCUAUCAAAGCUAACGACGUGUGAGCUCUACUCAAACCCGUUCACAUGCUCCUGUGAGCUACUUGGAUUUCUGCGCUGGUUAGUAGCGUUCCCUAACAGGACAAGUGAGAGGAUGGUCUGUGAUACACCGGCUGGCUUUUCUGGCUAUAGCCUCUUAAGCCAAAAUCCAAGGAUGCCGACAUACCGGAAUGCUUUCCACGCUCUCUCUACAGUUUGCACGGAUGACAACGUGACUCCGUACCUGCUUGGAUCCUCAGACGGAGGCACCCCCACAAUCCUGCCAGAUCUGAGCCCUUGUGGAUUGGAAGACUGCCCUUCAGGAACACCUCCAGAUGAGCCUAUCAGCAUCAGCCCAACAUAUUUCGAUCCAGAUGCCCGCCCAAUCAUGAAGCUUAAAGAGGUGACACACACAAGUGCAAUUAUCACCAUCCAAAUACCAAACCCUUUCCGAAAGAUGUAUAUUCUUGUCCUUUACAACAACAGCUUCUUUACAGAUAUACAGAACCUAAAAAGCCAAAGGGAAGAAAUUGAGCUGCUCAACCUGAAGUCACACACAAACUAUACUUACUGUGUGGCCUCCAUACGCAAUUCUCUAAGAUACAAUCACACAUGCUUGACUAUCUCCACUAUUACACGGACAAUGAAGGAGCAUGUUCCAAAUGGCUCGACGGCUACUCACUAUAUCAUGACCAUAUUGGGUUGCUUCUUCGGAAUGAUCAUUGUGCUGGGCGUGGUGUAUCACUGCCUGAGAAAACGUAAACAAGAAGACGAAUUAAAGAGCAAGAAGCCUAAGAUGAAAAGGAAUUUGAUAGAGAUGAAGUACGGGGCUGAACUGGAAAGUGGACCUAUCUCUCAGCUAUCACAGAAGCAAAUGAUGUCCACUGUCGAGCCCAUUCAAAGGAUGCCUUACUUACCAGCUGCCAGCGAGAAAGACCCGUACAAGGUACAAGAACUCUCUGGAACUCCCAAAACAACAAAAGGCAAUUACAUAGAAGUAAGGUCUGACCAGUCAGAUCGCAUCGAAUGCAGCAUGCCUCCGUCUGAGAACAGCCAAGGUUCUGUGGCAGAAAUAUCCACAAUAGCCAAGGAAGUGGACAAAGUGAAUCAGAUUAUCAACAACUGCAUCGAUGCACUUAAAUCUGAAUCAGCCUCCUUCCAGGCAGUAAAAUCUGGAGCCGUCUCAACCGCCGAGCCUCAGCUGGUUCUUACUUCCGAGCACGCGGCAGGCAAGUCCGGUCUUCUGUCACCAGUAUAUAAAGGAGGAUACCACCACCCUCUACAGAGGCAUCACAGUAUGGAAGCACCACUGAAGCGUGCCAGCACUUCUUCAAGCGGUUCUCUGCGCAGCCCUCGGUCUUUUCGUUCGGAUGGUGCCUAUCGCUCAGAGUCCAAGUACAUUGAGAAAUCUUCUCUGGAUGAGUCCGGGAUUCUGACGGUGACCCCGACUUCUGCGAUACUUAAGUCCGAGGCGGAGAGAAUGCGACACUACACAGAGCACCGGCACUCGUACCCCGGCCCACACCACAUGGAGGAGCAACUGGAGGUUUCUGCAAGCAGGAAGUCGUCCAUCUUGGAGCCGCUAACACGCUCUCGGCCGUAUGAGCUGUCAUAUUCACAGCUUUCGCCACAGUACCACAACCUCAGUGGCUACUCCAGUCCAGAGUACACCUGCAGGCCGUCGCUGAGCCUGUGGGAACGGUUCAAACUCCACCGCAAACGCCACCGGGAUGAAGAGGAGUACAUGGCUGCCGGUCACGCAUUACGGAGAAAAGUACAGUUUGCGAAAGAUGAGGACCUCCAUGACAUCCUCGACUACUGGAAGGGUGUGUCUGCCCAACAGAAAUUAUGAUUGCUUAUUUUAUUUAAGUGUUUAUUUAAAGAGUGUUUAAAUAAACCACACUUCACUCUCUGGACCAAAUAAAGCCAGUCUUCAUUAAAGCUGCAGUAAGUAACUUUCUGUAAUUUAGGGAUUUGGAUUAAGCUAUCUCUGGUAGAAAUAGGUCACUGCAAGCAACUCACAGAAGAACGGUUGUGUUCCUCCCACAGUGAGCGUCACGUCCAUGCUCAUUUAAACAAUAUUCAAGCUUUAAACAGUAUUUAUUUGAUCUGGGAGAUCAAUCCAGCAGCAGAACACAACAGGCUAAUUGGCUAAGAAGCUAAGAAACUAGUUAACUGAAAAAUUUCCUAAGACGACGCAAAUAAAUCAGCACAACCACAAAACUGAACUGAAAUAAUACUAGCCAGCUAAUUAGCUAGAUUUACAAAAAGGAAAACAGCAUUAAUGAAUUAGCCAACUGACACUGCAACAUCUCUAGCUAGCUAGCUGAAAUCAAACCUGGGUAAUAGAGGUGAGAGUCCAGAGCUCCUCAUGACCUUCAAGAAUAUUCAUUAUCCUUGUGGAAAUUCUAGCUAAUAUUACCCAGUGGUGUGUGUGUGUGUGUGUGUGUGUGUGUGUGCAUGUGUGUGUGUGUGUGUUAGAUAGCUAGCUGUGCUGCUUUUUUUUUUACUACUCACUGAUUCAGGCUAGAGUUCUGUUGUCUUUUAUUAUCUUGUAUAACCCAGAAUGGAGCGAGUGAGUUGCAGCAGUGAAAGAACACCAAGUUUUCUGUCCUGACACUUUAAUACAAAACCACAAAGUUACAUACUGCAGCUUUAAAUAGAAACUCACUCAUUUUUUUGGAGUUAGAGUAGCUUAGAUAGAAUGAAAUCACUAGCUAUUUUUGCUAUUUGACAAUAAGACGUGAUUCACUAGCUCUUACGGGGAGGAAUAAAAAGUAAUAGAUGACUUUUAACAGUAUUAACCUCAAAUUAAAACAUUUUUAUAUUAUCAGUAAUUAUAAGUAAUUAUAGGGUAUUAUAUAUUGUCUAAUUCUUAUUACUAUCAUUAUUAUUAUUAUUAUUAUUAUUAUUAUUAUUAUUAUUAUCGCAAUCAUCAUCAUCACUGUCAUCUCAUCAUUCAGAUUAUUAUUAAGAUUAUUCUUAUUGAUUACUCUAAUUAAUCUUUGGUUAUCGCAUGGCCGUGUCCUGUGACAGUAUACUGACUGUUGUGCACUCGGAACAAAGAACUUAAUCAAAAUGUCUGCCGAAUACUGUUUCACAUACCAGUCCGAAAAACAAACAAAAAAACAAACAAAACUGUGCUACUAUUUUCCAACAGUUCAAAAGGACUGCUACAGAGUUCUCCAACUUUUCAAGGGACUCUGUAUCGGAAAAAAAAAAAAAAUACAAGAAAAAAACAGAAGCACACGUGUUGGCUUUUACAACAAAACUACAACUUAAAAGAAACACAAGGCUUCUGUUCACGCUCUUUUUGUAAAGUUUCUGUUCAGAUCUGCAAUGAAUGUCUCAAGUCCUUAAGGAUUGCACUGUUUAACUGCACAAAAAAUACAGAAACACACACACACACACACUCCAACGACUUUCCCAUUUCAAUUUAGAAAAAGUUGUUAUAGAUAGACUUUGCAAACACACACACACACACACACACACAUCAUACAUAUAGAGGAAUGUAUGUAGGACGAUUAUUCUAGCCUUUUCUAACUUCUUCAGUACCACGUGAAUUUUUAUCUCGUUGUUUUUCCGUCUUUGAGUGAUCUCUGAGAUAAAUUCUGUUGUAAAGCCCUGAUUCUCUGAGAAAUGAAGACGGUUCUGUCCCGAAGCGCUAAACAGCGACCGCCUCCGAGGUCACGUGAAAUUCCCUCACAGAAAAAUGACCGCUGUUUCACCUGAAAGUGCAAUUCAAUACCACGCAAUUAAAAACAAUUCUGAGGGGAAAAUGAAAUCAGGUGAAAAUGAAUGAAUCAUCUGCAAAGAAUCAAGUGGAAAACAAUCCAAAUCACAUGAAAAUAAUGAAUCCUGAUUAAAGAAAAAAAAACAAAACAGAUCCUUUGGGAGGAAGAUCAUGUAAGAAAAUGUGAAAAUAAAUGAUGUAAAAGAAUGUCAAAUAAAUCUGAAAAGAGUAAAAGAAA